CAACAACGACGCAGAAGAUGACGGGUUUUGCACACAAAUUUCGUUUUUCGCACAUAACUUUGCCUGUGAGUUUCGUCCUUUCCGCACUGUGGGUUUGGUGGACUUUGCAUCGCGCACAACAGUUAUGUUGGAAUAUAUUUUUUCGAAAUAUUAUGAUGGAUGCCCUUCGUAAUAUCACAGGACAUUCAAUGCUAGUUGGUUUUGUCGGCUUCUGCACACUUUUCCAGACCACUUGGUAUAGGUCCAUCGCUGCUGGGUACUUGAGUAUGUCUCAUCACUACGAUCGCUAUGCAAUUGUGAACAAACACCAACCUUUCGCACUGAGUGCGUACAUUACUAUCGCUAUCGACAGGAAGCUCGAGUAUGAGGCACAUUUUUACUCCUUUGCGAAGCUGCACACUCUAACGCAGAGGCGGGAGAAGGCAGGGAGCGGAGGAUCUGGAAUGUACUACUAAGUAAGUACCUUAGUAGCAUACGAAAAAUUAUGUUUCCCCGUACUUCCCCGUAGCCCUGUCGAGGCAUUCUGAUUGAUUGAUUGAAGGAAUUUGCCUCAAAAAUUCUGGUUGAUCUAGAAGUUUAUGAUAAGUUCUUCUUCUUCUUUAGGAUAAGUUCGAUGUCCAAAAUGGUGUUCUACUUGUCCAACUAGGUAUAACCGAGGCACAUCGGGGGACAGUCCAGAGGGGUUAGAGAGGAAAGCAAAAACGCAGCACGUCUGGACAGUGGAGCCAGGUCACGGGCAAAUAGUGCAGACUGGUGACUUGUUAUGAGCAGGGUUACUGCUACUACUUCAAAAAUUUGAGGCUACAUUGACUACACUAAAUCAAACAGAAAAUCGCGUUUUUGUUUCAAUUUGAUAACCUGCACCUACUUACUUUCACUUUUCCCACUUGAAGAAAUUUUGGAAAGGAUAGGCUCGAGCGAUAUCCUUUGUUGGUAGUCUAUGCAAUUCCUAAUCACUGCGCAGAGAAUAUGAUCUUCUAGCUACAGCGUUAGUACCGCUGACAUGAGAAAGUAGCGUCACUCUCUUUUCACUUUCACGCCUAUCACUAAUAUGAGUAAGCAUUACUCUCGAGUCACUCCUCGAUGCGCAGAGCGGAGAAGAAAUGACACUCCAAGAUGCGGAUAGAAGGCAGAGUUUCAAACUGGCGCGAUCUUCGUCGCAAAUGUGUAAGUUAAGGGUGGAGCACGACUGCGGGGCAGAGAUGUAUUUAGAUCUAGUGUUGUUGUAUAUGGAUUUUCGCACGAUGACGGGGCAGAGAUGUAUCUAGAUCUAGUGUUGUAGAGGGUAGAAGAUUUGUACGACUACGGGGCAGAGAUGUAUUUAUAUCUAGUGUUGUUGUACUAUAUGGAUUUUCAACUAGUGUUGUUGUACUUAUAUUGAUUUUUCCCCUUUGGGUAAGAUGUGUGCUGCAAAUCUUGGUUGGGUUCACUUAGCCUCUUUAUGAGGUGGAGGCUUAGGCCCAGCGACGCUCGAAGCACAUAAGUAAAGCAACCGGGUAGUUUAUUUCCCUCUAUUCUUAGGCUUAUGCCUUCAAACAAUAGAUGGACUUUCAACUGCAGAACAGAACGCUAUUCUUGAACAGAAGGUCGAGGAGGCACUCCAUUCAUCUACACAUUCUGAAGUGAAGAUCAGUUGUUUUUGUACUGUUUAUGAUCCAGCAACCUUGAACGUGUCACCGCGUUCUAUGGUAGAAGGCCUCGGGUAGCUUCGCAACUUCCCAUGCAUUCUCUAAUUACCCGUGUCCAGGGUCGAAGAUAUCAUCUGGGCUGUAUGCCGAAGGUCUCCGAAAUUCUCGAUGGCAUGAGGCUCGGAGAGAGCAGAAAAAUACUCACGAUUAUGCAAUGAGCAUGUGUGGUCGUGUAUUCUUAGUGUAGUGAUGUGAGGCGAUGCAUAGUAUUGAUCAUACCGUCUUCUAUUGAUGUUAGGCUAAUUACUUAGCGGUUUUCCUUCUUCUAUCGAUACCCUAGUGAUGAUGUGUCACUGCCAUCUCGAGAAUGUUGGCCAUAAUCCUGAAUCAGGACAUAAAGUCUAUCUCCGUUUUCUCAUCCCUGUUUCCAACUACUACUACGCACCCUCCUGCAUCUCCAACUACUUAUAUCCUCGUGGACUCCUUCAUCCUCCUCCCACUACUCAUAUUUUCCUCCACUCCGCCUCCCACUACUCAUAUCUUCCUCCACUCCUCCUCCCACUACUCAUAUCUUCCUCCACUCCUCCUCCCACUACUCAUAUCAUACUCCACCGCCACCCUCCACUCCUCCUCCCACUACUCAUAUCUUCCUCCACUUCUUCUGCAGCUACUCAUAUCUUCCCCCUCUAAUCCUGAAGACCUUCCACUCGAAAGCGGUAACCGGUCGACAGCGAUACUACGGAUUCGAUUGGAGGAUGUGACAAGUGUCUCAACACUGUUCGCUGACUCGGAGACGAAACUCGAAGACGAUGAAGUCGAUGAGGAUCUCUGAUGAAAUGUUUUUUCUUCCCUCUAGAUCAGACCUGUUUUUAUCAUACGUGUUGGCUGUAAGAAGAGGAGAAACAUCGUUUGGGAUUUCUUUGUGGUUGACUACAGGGGAAUAUAUAGUGGGGGUUUAUAGUCGCUAGGGAAACAACAGAUCGUUUGAGUUCAAUGCAGUCGAUAGGGGAGCAUCUCGUUGGAAUUUGCGGUCGAUAAGGGAAAGGAUCGUUGGGGUUUUGGGUUCCUAGAUGAGACUCUAAUAAGGCAAAAUCAAGGGUGUCAGAAUUGAUUUCGCAACUAGGGAUGGAGUAGCAGGGUGGGAAGAUUCAUUCAUACAGCAGGAAUAACAGCCCGGCAGGUGAGACCACUCCUAUCCUAUCCUGAUUUGUUAUAGGACCUAAGACCCCAGCUCUCUAGCCAUGCCCCACAGCAUUCCUCCUCCUCCUCGUGGAUCCCGCAAGAAAUCCCUCUACCUGGAUUCCACCACAACAGCACGCGCUUUACCUGACUGUCAGUGAUAGUCCGUUGUCCUUCUGUUCUUUACCACUGUCAUUGUAAAGUAACUAGUCGAGAG
Molecule: messenger RNA, 3024 nt
Organism: Amoebophrya sp. A25
Lineage: Eukaryota; Dinophyceae; Syndiniales; Amoebophryaceae
Source: the annotation of a GenBank genome assembly